Molecule: messenger RNA, 2661 nt
Organism: Archocentrus centrarchus (flier cichlid)
Lineage: Eukaryota; Metazoa; Chordata; Actinopteri; Cichliformes; Cichlidae
Exons: 3
Coding region: 1-2661 (886 amino acids)
Biological process (GO): DNA integration
Molecular function (GO): nucleic acid binding
Source: RefSeq, a predicted model, not a curated record
AUGGAACUGGACACGGGUUCAGCCUUGUCAGUUAUCUCUGAGACUGACUAUGACAGGCUGUUUUCUCACUUACCACUGAAAAAGACAUCAGUGAUGUUAAAAACGUACACAGGUGAAAAGGUGUCACCCAAAGGAAAACUUAAAGUGGAUGUGGCCUAUGGUGAUCAAACACACAAGUUAGAGCUCUAUGUCCUGAAAACCACAGGCCCAGCUUUACUAGGACGUGAAUGGCUAAGAAGAAUUCAGCUUGACUGGCAUGCAAUAAAAGCCCUAAAUAUCUCGACAAACCCCAAGAGCUCCAUCCCCAGCUCUGAUCAGAGACUGUCACAGUUGUUGGAGGCUAAUGCACACGUGUUUAAGAAAGGCAUUGGUAAACUUAAACACCUGAAGGCCAAAAUUGAACUUCAAAAAGAUGCCAACCCGAAAUUUCACAAAGCGCGCCCAGUCCCGUACGCCCUACGUCCCAAGAUAGAUGCCGAACUGCAGAAUUUGGAGGCAUUCGGCAUUCUCUCAAAGGUUGACUGGAGUGAUUGGGCUACGCCCAUUGUUCCCGUGAUGAAGAAGGGUAAAUGUGAAGUGCGUAUAUGUGGGGACUUCAAGGUGAGCAUUAAUCCGGUGCUGCGCACAGUACAGUACCCCCUUCCACGCAUCGAAGACAUCUUCUCAUCAUUGGCUGGUGGGGAGAGGUUUUCAAAGAUCGACUUGUCACAGGCCUAUCUCCAGAUGGAAGUGGAGGAGUCAAGCAAAAAGUUCCUAACCAUCAACACUCAUAAAGGCCUUUACCAAUAUAAUCGACUUGUGUUUGGUGUUGCUUCAGCUCCAGCCAUCUGGCAAAGAGCCAUGAAUCAAGUGCUCCAGGAUAUUCCUGGAACACAAUGCUACCUGGAUGAUAUUAUCAUAACGGGAAAAGAUGAUGAUGAUCACUUCCAGAACCUGAGCAAAGUACUCACCAGGCUGAAUGAGUACGGUCUACGCGCAAAGAGAGAGAAAUGUGAGUUUUUCAAAAGUGAAAUCUCAUACUGUGGACAUGUCAUCGACAAGCACGGCUUACAUAAGUUACAAGAGAAAAUUGAGGCAGUGCUGAAAGCACCUACACCUGAAAAUGUGUCGCAACUGAGAUCAUACCUGGGAGUCCCAGUGAUGUCAGCCGCACGACUACAGCGAUGGGCCCUGUUCUUAGGAGCACACUCGUAUGACAUUGAGUUCAAGGGGACUAAACAACAUUGCAAUGCUGAUGGGUUGUCACGCCUCCCACUGUCAACACAUGUGGAAGAAAUUCCAUCUAAAGAAAAGAAAAGAAACGAAACGCGGAAUGACCCAACACUGUCCCAGGUGUAUGACAUCACAGUACAAGGCUGGCCGGGCCAUGGGAAUUCAUGUUUUCCUGAGUUCUCGGCAAGACGUGAUCAGCUGUCAGUUUGCCAGGGAACAUUAAUGUGUGGAUCACGUGUGGUAGUGCCCCCCAAGCUUCGCACCAGAGUGUUGGACAGUCUACAUGAGGGUCACGUAGGUACGGUGAAGAUGAAAAGCCUGGCCCGUAGCUAUGUAUGGUGGCCAGGGAUAGAUAAACAAAUUGAGGACAUCACCAAAACCUGCCUAGGAUGCCAGAGCAUUCAAAACGCACCACCACAGGCUCCCCUACACCCAUGGGAAUGGCCGUCUGCACCCUGGCAGAGAGUGCACAUUGAUUUUGCUGGCCCGUUCAUGAACUCUAUGUUUCUCAUAGCUGUGGACGCUCACUCAAAAUGGCCAGAAGUAGUUCAAAUGAAAUCAACAACGUCCGAAAAGACUAUUUCCAUCCUGAGAACCAUCUUCGCCAGGAAUGGCCUGCCUGAGCAAAUUGUGAGUGACAAUGGCCCACAGUAUACUUCUGAGGAGUUUCAGGAUUUCAUAAAAAGGAAUGGUAUCAAGCAUUUCAAGUCAGCACCUCACCAUCCAGCAACAAACGGGUUAGCAGAACGGUUCGUACAAACAUUCAAAAAGUCCAUAAAGGCAAUGACAAAAGAAGAUAUCUCUCUUCAACACAAAAUUGACAAUUUCCUCCUGGUGUACCGAAAUUCUAUCCAUGCAACAACCAAUCAGACACCUGCAAUGCUGUUUAUGAACAGACAGCUGAGAUCUCGCAUUGACCUUCUAAAGCCGAACCUGAGAGGAGAAGUGCAGAAUAAACAGUUCAGCAGUUUUUCAAGUGAAACGGCAAGAAGCUUCGAUGUAGGACAGCAGGUACUGGCUCGUAACUACCGCGGGGAUAAGUGGACGCCUGGAAAGAUAGUCACUAGGUGCAGUCCUCUGAUGUACGAGGUGGACACUGGCGAGCAUACAUGGAGACGUCAUGUGGAUCAGCUGUUGACUGCUCAACCACGGACGCCGGAGCGACCGACACAUCCAACUGAUCCUGGGACCGACUUCGACCACAGUAUAGUAACACCCACAGUUACAGAGGAAGUGCCCCCUACAGAGAGCACUCCACAAGAACACCCGGUGGCGGUGGGAGACUGGGUCCUGGUCAGAGUGAUCAAAAAGAAGUGCUGGAACCAACCCCAGUGGGACAGACCCUACAAAGUACUACUGACCACACCGACUGCGGUCAAAAUAGCAGAGAGGUCCACGUGGAUACACCUCAGCCAGUGCAAAAGGAUUGAGCCAACCAACGCUGAGUAG